CAGGGAGGCAGCUCCAGCGCGGACCUUGGAGAGCCCAGUCGUCCACCCGCUAGCCAGCCUAGAUCCCCGCGGCCCGCUGAGGCUCGGAGCCAUCCAGCGACCCGGCGAGUGGCCUCAGGCGGCAGCAUCUGGAGGGCCUGCACCCAGGCAGGGGACCACCGCCUCUGUCCAGGAACCACGGAGCCAGGGACGGAGACAGAGCUGCCUCCUCACCCCCAGCUCAGGGGGUCUCAGCGACUGCUGCCGAGGUGAGGACCUUGCCUGGACCAAGUCGCAGGGAGCCCUUUGUGCCCCAGGCCCCGCCAUGGGGAAGACCAACAGCAAGCUGGCCCCCGAGGUGCUGGAGGACCUGGUUCAGAACACGGAGUUCAGCGAGCAGGAGCUGAAGCAGUGGUACAAGGGCUUCCUGAAGGACUGCCCCAGCGGCAUCCUCAACCUGGAGGAGUUCCAGCAGCUCUACAUCAAGUUCUUUCCCUACGGCGACGCCUCCAAGUUCGCGCAGCACGCCUUCCGCACCUUCGACAAGAACGGCGACGGCACCAUCGACUUCCGGGAGUUCAUCUGCGCCCUCUCGGUCACCUCCCGCGGCAGCUUUGAGCAGAAACUCAACUGGGCCUUCGAGAUGUACGACCUGGACGGCGACGGCCGCAUCACGCGCCUGGAGAUGCUGGAGAUCAUCGAGGCUAUCUACAAGAUGGUGGGCACUGUGAUCAUGAUGCGCAUGAACCAGGAUGGGCUCACACCCCAGCAGCGCGUGGACAAGAUCUUCAAGAAGAUGGACCAGGAUAAGGAUGACCAGAUUACGCUGGAGGAGUUCAAGGAGGCGGCCAAGAGUGACCCAUCCAUUGUGUUGCUGCUGCAGUGUGACAUGCAGAAGUAGAGGCUGGUGAGGGGCAGGGCCCCUGGCCAGGAAGGGCAUGGCCACCUCCCAACCUGAUGACCUCUCUGGCUGGCCUUCCCUGGGGGAGGGGCACUCCAGCUUCACUCUCUGGCCCACCCACUCCUCUGCCCAAGCCCUAUCUCCCCUCAGUCAAGAUCCUUGAGGGACCACCUCACUUUGCAAAAGAGACAGGUCCUCAGAUAUCCUGUCGUCUAGCCCCAACCCCAGCCUUAGCCCAGAACCAACAUCCACUGGGCAUAGGGAGUUGGCUUUCGCAGGGUUAAGGAGGGAGGCUGGGGUCCUGCUUUGAAAUUCUGUUAUUCCUGGGAUUGUGCUUUAUGGAAUGUGGUCCAACAGGCCCAUCACAAGGCCAAAUUAGGUCUGUCCUUUCUGUAGGACCCACAUCUCUUAAAGGUGGUCUCCACCCUGUCCCCUCGACUCUACCUGGCCCCUCUGGCCCCAGCCUUUGGAGCUUUCAUUUGUUCUUUCUUCAGCUAAUGUUUAUUGAGCACGUGUUCAAUGCCAGGCAUCUCUAAGUGCCAAGGAGGUGGUAGUUUACAAGACACAUUCCAUGUCCGUGGAAGCUCUCAGGGUAGUGAGGCAAACUUCCGGUGGUCAGGGUCUUAGGCUGGGAUGUUGAGCAGAGCUGAGCGGAGGGUGCUGCAAGGCUGCUUAGUUUGAGAGGAGCUAUCACAUCUUCCAUCUGGGCUCCACCCAGAGCCACAGAAGGAUGGAAUGAAAAGCAUUUGGAUGUUUGGGAGCCAAGUGAGUGGAAGUCUUAAGAAAAAUGAAAUUUAUGUAAUACCUAUUUUUUUAGAACCCUUUGAAAGAACUAAAGUCAUUUUAUUAGUUUAGGAUGUUAAGAUGUACUCUAUAUUACUUGGUUUCUUAUAAAAUGAUUAAAUGAAUAGAGAAAACACUAAUUUUCACGGGGAAAAAGCUGAGAACAAAAAAUGGAAAAUACCACCAAAUUGACCAGAUAACACUUUUUCUUAUCAGGCUAAGUCCUGAGCUGUCACCUUCAGCAGUUUUGCUGCUUCUGCUGCUUCCUUUUCAUUACCUUUUUCAAUUCAAUGAACAAUUCUACUGCACACUUACUCUGGUUGGGUGCUGACUGUAGAGACAGAAAAAAACAAGAUUUGCCAAGAGUGAGAGAAGUGUAUAUCCCACAUCUUGGUAGUUCGUUUCUGGAUUUGGUGUAGUGUCAAGGAUGAGCUUGUUCUUUCACUGCUACCAAAGCAGAAGGAGUUAGAAGCAAAGGACCUCCCAGCCACUGUUAGGCACUGCAUUUGUGGACCAAAUGCCUAAAACUGUGCUGGACAUGCUCCAUUUGAAAGGCUUUUUCUAACCCCAAAUCCUAGAUCUGCCAGGUAAUUCACCGUCUUCCAAGUGCACUGGCUCUGCUUUCCAAUGCCUGCUUUCCAAUUUUGGAUCCAUGAGCUCUACAGCUGCAUGUUUUGACUGCCAGAACAACUAAUUUUGCUUCUUCAUCAAGUCUUUCACACUUUCUCCUGUACUUGUGAUCAGAAAUUAGCUUUGACGUGCAGCGACAGUUGAUUUCCUCUUGAACUACUGGUGAAAACAGUCUAGUACACAGGUGCUUUCAGCCCAGGGUGGGAGUAGGGAAUGAUUGCUGAGCCCAGGGUGGGAGAAUUGCAUCUACAGGAAAGAGAUGCAGCAAGCCGCUCACUUCUGAGGGCUUACCUGUCCUGCCUCUCUGCAGGUGAAGACUCCUGGGGAUGCUGACCUUUGGCCCUAAGCUCUAUUGGGCCCUUGGAGGUAGCAAGGCCACUGAGUUGCCACCCUUUUUCUAUCUUCCUGCUUAUGACCAGCCAUGUGGCAGGCUGGGGAAUUCACAUCCUCAGGCAGUAACUAGCAGAUAUUUACCAGUAAUGCCUCCAGAGAUGGUCCAUUGCUCUCAGGAGUGGCUAUUAGGUGUCUUGUGCCAUUGAUCAGCACCACAGACACAUAGAUGCCCAACAGCCUGCCUCAGCUGGGACCUGAAUCUUCUGGCAGAAGGCUUUUCACUAAAUGGGGUUCCUUCCCCCCAGAUGUUGAAUCUAAUCUAACUCACAAUCAUAUAGAUUUUCAGGGCUUUCAAAGGCUUGCCAUCUACCCCAUCUCACUUUAUCCUCGGAGCCCAGGGAGGUAGAGAUUUUCAUUCCCUUUCAUUUUCCAGACUUGGAAGCUGAGUUUCAGAAAGUGGGAGACUCUUGUACAAGAGCACACAGUCAGGAGGUGACACAGUGCCAAGACUUGAACCCAAGCUCUAAGAGGAUUUCUUCCCUUCGGAGUCUCUUCCCUGCCUAUUUCUGUGACUGAGUUGUGCAGAGGGUGACAGUGGGACAAGCUAAGUUGAUUUUCGUCUUUUAUAACACAAGCUUCCUGCCAAAAAGUUUCUGAGCUUGUGGUCUUCCAAAAAGAAAUAGGAGUUUGGUUGAAGUCCCAUAUUUUCAAGCCUCAUGUUUUCUGCUCUGGGAGGCUCUGCUAACAGACCAGUGCUAUCCUGGGAGGCCUCUGACUCAGAACCCUGGAAGCAUCCUGCAUUGUCUUUGCAACCACCUUCCUCCUGGAAGAGCUGGCAGGCAAGUCCUACCAAGAGGGCAUGUUUGAUUACUCUAGGCUUCUGGACACAUGCCUAUGGGCGAUAUUUGCUGGGCAGUCCCAGUAUUCAGACAGCCCCUCAGUGUGAGCACAAUGCCAGGCCAGGAACUGGGACCACCAUGUUGCUGAUGGGAGGAGCCACAGGCAGGCUAGGCCUUGCUCCCACAUGCUCCUGGCUGUCCCACGGACUGUGCCUAGGAGCCCCUGUGGUAGAGCACUGGCCCUGCCUUGAGAAGAAAGGCAGGCCUCCCAUCCCUGCCCCAGCUGAGAGGGACUUGCCACAAAGCACAAGGUUAGCAGAAAUUUAUGUAUGACUUGCACAGACACAAAAAUAUGCAGACAAUUAAAGCACUGAUAUAUCCAAACUCUUCUUUGAAAUUCUGUAUCUCCUUACAACAGCUCUGUGAAUUGCAAAGUUCCAGAAUCAGCCUUCUUACAUAUUCUGCCCACAUUCAUCCUUUUGGGCUAGUUGAUGAGCUCUUUGUUUCUUAUCUCUAAAAAUCAUCAGCAAGGGCUACUUCAGAUGGCCACUUUGAACUCUAGUCAGGAUUAUUUAACUUACCUUUAAAUCAAAAGCGAAUAAAAAGCAAGUUCAUGAGCAAAGGCACGAAAUCCUUCCCUUUCCUGACAAUGGCAGAGUCCCUAGAGGUAGAAAUUCAUCUUGCUGCAGGGUGGGGUAGGGUGAGAAAAGAAAGAGAGAAUAAGGGAAGAAGCUGAGGUUGCAGGGCAGGAUAGUAAGCUGACACUGUAAAUAUUUUUACACAAAAAUUUAUUAAAACAACAGAUAUUUCCUGAAGAUCUGCCCUGGGUGAGGCUUUGUGCUGACUCUACAGAUCACUUUGGGGGCAAGAAUACAUUUGCUACAUUCAUCAUUCUUGAAAAAAAACUAAGUCAAAUCUUACAAUUGAAGUCUCAGAAAUAUAUGGGAUUUACUUUCUGAAAUUUUCAGGAUUGUCUUUUUACCUUUGCCAGAGUUGGGGGCUGGACGGGGGCCUGGCAGGGUGUAUGAACCUUCCUGCUUGUGCAGGUUGGUCAGGCCCAGGGCCUUCUAAGGAGCAGGGGGGAGGAGGGCUGGGGAAGCAGGGAAGAGGGGCCCAACUCACCACGGGCACUCCAGUGUAGCCCCCUGUCCCCUCCAGAUGUGCUGCUUCUGGCUGUGCCCACAGUGACUGUCCUCACUGUUCCACCCUGUGCUGUGUUUUUUCCCCACUGACAGUGAAUAAAAGGUGUGACUGUG
Molecule: messenger RNA, 4721 nt
Organism: Microcebus murinus (gray mouse lemur)
Lineage: Eukaryota; Metazoa; Chordata; Mammalia; Primates; Cheirogaleidae
Gene: HPCAL4
Product: hippocalcin like 4
Molecular function (GO): calcium ion binding
Source: RefSeq, a predicted model, not a curated record